Molecule: messenger RNA, 1776 nt
Organism: Closterium sp. NIES-65
Lineage: Eukaryota; Viridiplantae; Streptophyta; Zygnematophyceae; Desmidiales; Closteriaceae
Source: the annotation of a GenBank genome assembly
AUGGCUACCCCUAGUGUCCUUACCUUUGAUGCUGAGGGUCGUGCUGUUGACUCUGAGGUCUGGGUCGAUGACCUCCAGCUGUUCCUACAGUGCUAUAGGGCAGACGGACUCUCUCUGUUCGAUCUCACCUCUGGUGCCUCUCCUGCCCCGCCGACUACUGCUGACAGCACUGUUCGCUCACAGUGGGCCACACGCUAUGCUGCUGCCCGUCUUGCUGUGCGUUGCCACUUACCGAACACUGAGUGUGCACACUUUAGUCAGUACAAGAGUGCUCAGACCUUGUACGACGCCGUAGUUGCACGCUACUCUUCCCCUGCCACUGCUGCUCUUAGCUUCCUCAUGCUGCCGUACCUGGACCACUUCCUCUCAGUUUUCCCCACCACACUCACUGUUGACCUCCUCGAGGAGCCCCUCCUAGUAGCAGAGAAGAGCAUAGUCGCUGUAGGAGCCUCUCGUGGUGACCCUCGCACCCUCGUCUUUGAAGGGUGUUCCCCCUCCCCCCUCUUCCCCUCUGUUGCUUCUGCUGCUGCGGCCGACCUCGUUGGUUUCGAGUCAGUCGGCGCUGCGUCUGCCCCUAGCGGGAGACGCCGCACCGGCAAGGGCAAGGGGGGCAAGGGCGUUGGAGGGGCUGGCGGGGGCGGUGGAGGUGGUGGUGGAGGCAGUGGAGGGGGUGGGGGUGGUGGUGGGAGUGGUGGCGGGGGUGGAGGUGUCAGUGGCAGCAGUGAAGGCGGAGGAGGCGGCGGCGGUGGCGGAGGGAGCGGAGGUGGCGGAGGCGGCGGCGGCAGCGGUGGAGCUAGUCGCGGCUCUGCGCAGAGGAGUGGUUCCGGUGGUGGUCUGCGCCAGCAGCAGCAACGCGCUCGUGAGACCCCGUCCCCUCUGCAGCUUCGUGAGUGGUACGCUGGGCGUCAGCGAGGUGGGGGUACUGGUCCCUGCACCCACGUCCUCCGUACCGGCGACCGCACUGGUGAGAAGUGCGGGGGCCCGCACUCCACACAGCGCUGUUUCGGCCAACUGGCAGACGCGUGGCGUCACCAGUUCCCUGACGCCACUGAGAUCCCUUGCUGGGGAGAGCUGUCUAGGGUGGGGGUUGCUAUCUUUGAUCUUGAUUAUGCUGCUAUUCUUGCUGCCAUGUAUGCUAUGUCUACUAGUGAUGAGGGUGACUGUUACCUGUGUGUUCCGCCUGACCCGGGCAUUGAGACUGCUGCUCUAGGUACUGGUGAGGCUGCUGCUCUAGGUGCUAGUGCGUCUGCUGCCCCAGGUGCUGGUGAGUCUGCUCUCUCGGGUACCACAUCGGCUCAGGCCUUACACACCUUCACCCUCGACUCGGGUGCUUCUCGCUCCUUCUUUCGAGACCGCACCACGCUUAUGCCACUCAGUCGGCCGGUUGCGGUCUCCCUGGCGGACCCCUCUGUGGGUUCUGUCCUUGCUAGCUUCUCCACUGUCUUACUGUGUCCGGCAGCCCCCUCUGGCACCUUGUCAGGUCUCUACCUCCCCUCGUUCUCUACAAACUUGGUGAGUGGUGCUGAUCAACAGGAUCGGGGGGUUGACCAGUUCACUCCUGCGAGUCAGCGGGUGACCCACUGUACGUGUGCUCGGACGGGCCGACACUUGGCCACGUUUACCCGUCGGCCGGGGUCGAGCCUGUACACACUGACUACUGAGUCUCCUCCGGUUGCUCAGUCUGACUCUCCUUUGGCACCACCGCCUUGGUCACCCCUCCCUGCCUUGUCUCCGAGGCAUGGCCUCUCGUGUCCUUGUCUCUGGUCUGUUAUGUGA